CCGGGGUGGGGGGCGGGGGCGGGGCCCACGGGCUGUGGCCCCGCCCUUGGCCGCCAUUGCCGGGCCUGCCUGGGCGCCCUGCGCAGCGCCUUGGCCUCCUUUUCCCGGGCGGAGCGAGUCGGCAGGCCUGACAGGGAAUCUCCCUGACCGAGCUCACGUCUCCCCACGGCCAGAGAAGUCUCCGGCCCGGCCCGCAUCGCCAGCCCCUAGGCCCGGAGGAACGGCCCAAGCCCAGGAGAACUACUUCUACGUCCCAGCCCCGGAGGCUCCUCUGGGCAAGAUCGUGAGCCAACGGGUUCCUGAAGCCCCUCCCGGCCAGGCAGGGUUUCCCCCCGUGUUUCCGAGGAACCCUGCCUGGCCGGGCGGCUAGACGAACAUACCGUAGCACCGAUCGCGCCCGACCCCAGCAGGGGUCCCGCACAGGCUUGCCCCUGACCCCCACCCAAACGUGUUCUUCCGCUUUCCCCCCAAACAGUGCAUCUGCCGGCGGUCCCAACCCAGCGGGAGAAGUGGACAUGAGGUUGGCAGGCCCUCUCCGCAUUGUGGCCCUAGUUGUCACUGUGGGUCUCACAUGGAUCGUCAUCAGCAUCCUCCUGGGUGGGCCUGGCACUGGCUUUCCUCGAAUCCAGCAACUCUUCACCAGCCCAGGGAGCUCGGUGACUGCAGAGCCACGGGCCAGGAAGUACAAGUGUGGCCUGCCUCAGCCAUGUCCUGAGGAGCACCUGGCCUUCCGCAUGGUCAGCGGAGCUGCCAACGUCAUUGGGCCCAAGAUCUGCCUUGAGGACAAGAUGCUGAUGAGCAGCGUCAAGGACAACGUGGGCCGUGGGCUGAACAUCGCCCUGGUGAAUGGGGUCAGCGGCGAGCUCAUCGAGGCCCGGGCCUUUGACAUGUGGGCAGGAGAUGUCAACGAUCUGUUGAAGUUUAUUCGGCCACUGCACGAAGGCACCCUGGUGUUUGUGGCAUCCUACGAUGACCCAGCCACCAAGAUGAAUGAAGAGACCAGAAAGCUCUUCGGCGAGCUGGGAAGCAGGAACGCCAAGGAGCUGGCCUUCCGGGACAGCUGGGUGUUUGUGGGGGCCAAGGGUGUGCAGAACAAGAGCCCCUUCGAGCAGCACGUGAAGAACAGCAAGCACACCAACAAGUAUGAAGGCUGGCCCGAGGCGCUGGAGAUGGAAGGCUGUAUCCCACGGAGGAGCUCGGCCAGCUAGCACGGCCAGCGCCAGGGCCAGGCCAAGGGAGGCCAGGCCGAGGGAGGCACACGCGCUGCUGGGCGGGCAGAGGCCAAGGCUCACACCCCGUGCCUGGGCAGGAGUGCUCCCUGGCCCCAACACAUCAGGGAUCCAAGGCAGUGACCAGAACAUGGUCUCAAGGUUGUGGGGGCUGUGGGGACUGCAGGGGCUGGCCCUGCUGCACUUUGUCAGGGGAGCCCAGGGUACCUGCCUCCUUUUCCUAAUGCUGCGCCUACCAGUCAGCCCAUCCAGCCCUGUUCUCCAUUCCUCAUGCCAUCUCCAUGCCCAUCCUGAGUGCUGAAAGGGCCCUGGGUGUUGAAGCAGUCCCCAGCAGGUUGGGGCAUCUUCCAGAACAUCUCCCUUCCAGAGCCACUCUGCACUGCAGGCUAAACAUGUUUCCAAUGUGAUUCCUUCCAGUGAGCCAAACCUGAUUGCUGCUUCAUGAGCCUGACUGCCUCCCGCCUGCUCUAAGCAGGAAGGGCCCCCUGGAGCAGGCUGGCCUGGGUGGCGAAGUAGCUGGAGCCCGAUCACAGUCCCGUGGUUUGUCAGGGGCCCACCUUUUAGAUGACCCCUUAAUAAAGUGAUGGCCCCACAGAAGAAA
Molecule: messenger RNA, 1830 nt
Organism: Saimiri boliviensis boliviensis (Bolivian squirrel monkey)
Lineage: Eukaryota; Metazoa; Chordata; Mammalia; Primates; Cebidae
Gene: FAM3A
Product: FAM3 metabolism regulating signaling molecule A
Source: RefSeq, a predicted model, not a curated record